AUGUCUUGCUGCACCACAAUUCCGGAGACAGUGGACAAGGGCCUUAACGAGAACGGGGAGUGCCUUGAGAGGACUGCCAAGGCUGUUAGGCUUUUUGAGAAGUCUAUUGCCGAAACCAUCAACCUCUACCAAGGGUUGAUGAACUCCUUUGAGAAGGUGGCAAGCGUCUUUACGGAACUUUCAGAUGAAAGCGACAGUCUCACCAUUCAACUUACUCGAGGGUUUGCAGAAGGAAUGAAGAAGCUGAGGGAUGGGAGUGCGAUGUCAUCAUUGCAGAUGGAUGUGACACAGUAUGUGAAGGAAGGGAUUCCACCCAUUUUGGCUGAGCAUGAGAGGCUUUACAAGUUCUACAAGCGCUUGCGGGAGAUGAAAAAGAAGGAGGAAUUGUAUCGCUUCAAGAUCGGCGAAACUGAGAAAGAAUAUGCAAGAAAGAACCGUCCACUUGCCGAAAGCAAGUCUUACAUAAAAUUGGGUAAAAGUCGUGACAAGGCGAGCCUUAAGUAUCAAGAAAAGAAGGAAGAAUUUGGUGUGGCCAUGAGUCAUUUCAAACGUCUCGUUGCAUCUUUUCUGGAGACCUCUUUGCCUGGAUACGCCGCGUGCAACAGCGGAUUCUCGAGGCACUUGGGGGAGGUGAUGGAAUCAUACUCGUCAGGCGGGGUACUGAGCAAAGCAGACAACGGAAGCGCCCUACACCAGCCGCAACACGAAAUGUCAGAGAAAGCUGACAACCACAACGCAGUGCAACCUGGAGAUGGCCCAAAGGAAGGGAAUCCGCUCACGCUUGAGGAGCGGUAUUACAGCCAAGAAGAAUGGGCUACCCAGUAA
Molecule: messenger RNA, 825 nt
Organism: Trypanosoma rangeli
Lineage: Eukaryota; Euglenozoa; Kinetoplastea; Trypanosomatida; Trypanosomatidae
Exons: 1
Coding region: 1-825 (274 amino acids)
Source: RefSeq, a predicted model, not a curated record